Molecule: messenger RNA, 1836 nt
Organism: Plasmodium fragile
Lineage: Eukaryota; Apicomplexa; Aconoidasida; Haemosporida; Plasmodiidae
Exons: 1
Coding region: 1-1836 (611 amino acids)
Biological process (GO): proteolysis
Cellular component (GO): membrane
Molecular function (GO): serine-type endopeptidase activity
Source: RefSeq, a predicted model, not a curated record
AUGGGGACGGAGAAACCGAGCGCCGGGAACCAUGGAGAAAAGAGCAAGAAUAAGGGGAUCUUCCAGGUGGCGGAGUCCCCCCCUGGGAGGUUGGGCGAAGAGUCCUCGAAGAAAGGAGAAUUCAAAAAAGCGGUGCCGAAGAAGAACAUCCUGAGUAAUUACAAAGUGAACAAAGGGGCGCUGCAGUCCAGCGAUAAGUUAGUGAAGAAUGUGGACUCGUCCGACAAGGAGGAGGGCCCCAGUGGAAACAACGAAGACAGUGACGAGGAGAGUGACCGUAGCAUGAGUGUCGCACGGGGGGGAGGCACUCGAUCGGGACGGGCUACAGCCGAUGCAACGGGAGGAGCGCCCGAUAGGGGAGCAAGACAAGGCCCCAGCGACAUAAAAAUUUUAGUGACGAGCGAUGAGCCUCUGCACACGUUGCCCUCUGGAGCCGUGGAGAGGAGGGCUCCGCUGAACCCCUUUGCAUCUCCCAUCCUCGGGAAGUACAGAAGGAAAAACAGAAACGCCAAAGUGAAGGUGAAGGACCCAAGACUGAAUAACAACCCACUGGUGGGCAGGUUAAUCGUUUGUAUAUCUUCCACGGCGAUACUCUUUUGGGUCUUCUUUGCAGAAAUGAUUUUUAAUUAUAACACGUUUAAUGGUAGGUGUAUAUCCAAGGUGCUGUACCCUAUUUACACAGAACACGUGGAAAAGAAGAGAGAACCUUUUUUCGUGUUCCUUGGUUAUGGAGCAUGUGAAUACAAUUUAGAAGAGUCGGCAUCUGAGCGACAUUUCGUAGGGACCAGUGCCUCGGAUAAAGGUUGGCCCACAAACAAAGUAGAAGAGAAUGCAGAUGGAAGAGGAGAGUCUAGCUGGGAUAGUGUAAAUACACGUGUAUAUAAUCAGUUAGGAGGACUGAAUACAAAUUAUAUUCGAAACUAUGGAGAGCUCUAUCGUCUCUUUUGGUCAGUUUAUUUACAUGGUGGGUUCAUGCACAUUAUUUUUAAUGUGAUUUGUCAAAUACAGAUUCUGUGGAUGAUUGAACCUGAUUGGGGAUUCAUACGAACCCUUCUCCUUUUCUUUACAUCUGGAGUGACAGGCAAUUUAUUGUCCGCUGUUUGUGACCCAUGUGGUGUUACCAUAGGUUCCUCUGGCUCCUUAUACGGUUUAAUAGGAGCUCUCUUCACCUACCACAUAGAGUAUUGGAAGACCAUUCCUCGUCCUUGUUCUGUUUUAAUUUUUAUGGUGGUGGUAAUUAUAUUUGGAAUCUUCAUUGGUAUGUUUGGGUACACCGACAAUUAUGCUCACAUGGGUGGUUGUCUGGGGGGGAUCCUUUAUGGUUUUGCUACCAUCACCACUGUUUCUGCAGCAGACAAAUGUACUUUGGGGGAACGUAUGUUGACUUCUCCUCCCUUUUCAUGGUUCCUAUCCAAUGAAACUAAAGAAUUAAUUAAUGCAAAAGCUAGGGAAAAAAAAAUACGAGGAGAAAAUUACAGAAAGAAACAAAUCGCUAACAAAGUACACAAGGAGGAUGCUUUUCAUAUCCUCAUGUCCCUUAUGAAAAAACGAAUCAAUGAUGAAGGAAGACCACCAUGUAGAAUGAAACUAAGGGAAUGGAUCGUUCGAAUCACUGCUGCCUCUGCUCUUAUCAUCAUGUGGAUCGUGCUAUUCGUUUACCUACUCAACGAGACCGCCUACAAGUCCUACACACCCAUGGGCCAAAUCAAAUUCACGGGCGUCCACACCUGCUUCUGCUGCGAGGUCACCAGGGAGAAGUUCCCCUUCAUCAGCGUGGGAAACUUUUACUGGUGCUUCACCAACGAGGAGGCCUCCAAGUACUACUGCGCCAAGUAG